UAGUUAAAGUAGAGAGUAUACGAUUAAUAAGGAUAAUAAAGAUAAUUACACAUAAAUAUAAUUCAGAUGGUGAGGAAACUGAAAAGUGUUGGGUGGGUGGUGACGAUGCUGGUGUUAUUAACAACGAGCAGCAGCAGCAGCAGGGGGUGGUGGUGGUGGGGGAAUGGGGCAAUGGGGGACGAGCAACCACAACAAGAAGAGUGUGCAAUAGUGAAGGCACUAAUCUCUGCUUGUUCAAGCUUUGUGAUGUAUGGAGCACCAGACCCCAUCCCGGGUUCUCCUUGCUGCGUUGCCAUGCUCAGCCUAAGCAAUGUGGCUGACUCCACCGAUAACCGCCAGAACGUGUGCAGGUGCAUGAUGGACCUCAUCACCACCUACAACCCCAAUGCCACUUCCAUUGCCACUCUCCCUGGCUUUUGUGGUGUCUCUCUUGGCUUCAUCAUUGAUCCUAACACUGAUUGUGAAUAUAUUGGAUGAACGUCUUGGACAACCUUCGUU
Messenger RNA from Cuscuta campestris, 498 nucleotides. The record is from the annotation of a GenBank genome assembly. Lineage: Eukaryota; Viridiplantae; Streptophyta; Magnoliopsida; Solanales; Convolvulaceae.